AUGUUGGAUAUUCGGGAUAUGUCGAAGAAGGACAAGUUGUUCUAUUUUCUUGAGGGGAUGAAACCGUGGGCAAGGAUAGAACUUCAUAGGCAAAGAGUUCAAAACUUGUCUACUGCACAAGCUACUGCAGAAUGCUUGACUGACUAUGCUGGUGAUGAUAUCGCUUCAUCCAAACGGCAUGGCGGAGAGGGAAACAGUGGAAAGUCUUUCAAGAAAGGCAAACCUAAGAGUGGGGGAGCCGACUCUAAAUCAUCAACCUUAAAGGAAGUUUCGUCGUCUCAAGGGUUCAACACACCCAAUGAAAAGGGGAAGAGUAAAAUUUCGUGCUACUUAUGUGGUGGAUCUCAUAGAGUGAGUGAGUGUCAACACAAGGGAUUACUCAAUGCCUUACAAGCUUCCGCUUCGGGAAAAGAGUUGGAAAGUGAGGAGGAAGAGAAUAAUGCCCCAAGGGUAGUUUCGGUGCGGCUGGUGAGCACAUUGGAAAAGCAGGCAAAAGCACCGAAAGUUACACGAGCAAAAGGGUUAAUGUUUGUGGACUUGAGGAUAAAUGGGAAGAGUACCCGCGCUAUGGUGGAUACGGGGGCUACGCAUACUUUUGUUUCGCAAUUGGAAGUAUGGAGACUUAACUUAUCCUUAGAGAAGGAUACAGGACGCAUGAAAGCAGUUAACUCUGUAACCCAGCCUACUAUGGGAGUAGCCAAGCAAGUGGCUGUAAAGCUUGGACAGUGGGAAGGUCAUGCAAAUUUCACAGUGGUUCCAUUGGAUGACUUUCUAGUCAUUCUAGGAAUGGAGUUCCUAAGGGGGACAAGGGCAGUGCUGAUGCCUUCGACUGGUUCCCUGUGUCUGAUGGGAGAUCACUCGUGCAUGGUGCAAGUUGUUGCAACGAAAGGAGAUGACGGGAAGUCUCUUUCAGCCAUACAACUCAAUGAGGGAUUGGGUCAGGGUGAGUAGACACGUAUAGCCAUGGUAGUGGUAGACAAAGAAGUAGGUCAAGAGCUGGAGCCUACGACCAUCCAAGUGGUGUUGGAUGAGUACAAGGAGGUAUUGCCGGAUAAGCUCCCUCACAAUUUGCCUACACAACGGACUGUGGAGCAUGAGAUCGAGUUGUUGCCAGGAGUGAAACCACCUGCUAAAGGGCCAUGUCGAAUGGCGCCUCCAGAGAUAGUAAAGUUGGGGAAACAACUUGAUAAAUUGGAAGCGGGAUGUGUUCGCCCUUCCAAAACACCGUUGGGAUCGGUGUUGUUUUUGAGGAAACAUGAAGAGCAUCUACAGAAGGUGUGCGACAAGUUGAGGGGAAACAGUCUGUAUAUGAAGAAAGGGAAGUUCUUUUUCACUCAGCGGGGCAACAAAUUCCUUGGUCAUGUGGUUGAACAUGAUCGUAUCCAAAGGGGUAUGGAGAAGGUAAGGAUGAUUCAAGAACAGAAGAUCCUCACGACACGACAGUGAAGGAGUUGCGUUCCUUUCUUGGCCUUACUAGAUAUUGUAGAAAGUUUGUUGAGGGGUAUUCACGGAGAAUGACUCCAAUGGUAGGACUAUUGAGGAGGUAUUGUUGGCUGCACCUGUGGGAUGAUGUGGUUGAUUAUACCAAAACUUGUUUCACUUGCCAACAAGACAAGGGGGAGCGGAAGAACUAGGGUACUUUCAUGGCAGCACCGAAGUACUGUUCGGCAAAGGAGAUGACACAAUUGUUCCUUAUGAGUGUUGUGAAACAUUGGGGUGUUCCCCAAGUUAUUGUUUGUGACCGAGACUUAAUGUUCCCUGACAACUUCUUGAUAGAAUUUUUCAGGAUAUUCAGGUCAUAUCUUGAGAUCUCUUCGAGUUACCACUGACAGAUAGACGGACAGAUGAAGAGAUUCAAAGAGCUAUUGGAAGAGUACUUGUGUCAUUUUGUCAAUGACAAGCAGAAGAAUGGCGUGCAACUACUUGAUGUGGCUCCAUUCUGUGGCAAUGCUCAAAGGAGCUCAACAACCAACAAAAGCCCUUUUGAGAUUGUUACAGGCCAGCAGCCGCUGUUACCUCACACAGUGGCCGAACUGUACAAAGGAAAGAGUCCCACGGCGUACAUCUUCACUAGAGAAUGGAGACAGAAUGUAAAGUUUGCCCGAAUCUCUCUGGAAAAAGCUUCUAAGCAGAUGAAGAAAUGGGCAGAUCAGGGGAGAAGAAAACCGCGACACUUCAACCGAACGAAAGUGCAUCAUGUAUUUCAUGUUCACUACCUUAAGCCAUUCAAUGCCGACACCGACGAUUUGAGUAGAAGUCAGUCAAACAGAGCAGAGUUGAAGAAAGUGCCACCUGACAGACAUGAAGUUGAAGAGAUCCUUGCAGCUCAAAAGUUCAUAUCCUCAAGGAAGAAGCGGCAGAAGUUCCUAGUGAAGUUGAAAUGCCUUGAUGACAAAAAAAUCAGCUGGAUUUCAGCGGAAGAUAUGAAAUCGUUCAUGGACAAAGUUGAAGUGUACCUAUCGCCAAAGUCUACGAGGAUGUCGACCGCAUAAGUGGGGGAGAAUGUCAUGAGUUAAGCUUGUUCAGAGCAUUAUGUUUGCCUGUGAUUGCUUGUUUCGUGUACUUGGGAUGGGUUUCCAUCAUGUAAAUACUAGUGUAGGGUUAUUUUCUACUAGUAGUUUAUUUAUAUGCCAAAUAAGGUUGUAUGACUCCUCGGUCACUUUGAUGUUUCCUAGUAUUAGGAUGAUAAUUACAUAAAAACCUCUUUAGGGGAGGAUGAGUGUUCACCAGUCAUUGUAAAACUCACUUGCUAUUGUCAACGUGUUUAGCCUACUGGCCUCCCUUGCUAAACACAUUGUCAACAGAGGUGGUGUUAAUAAAUUGCGUAGUUUCAAUGUUUCCUGCUUGCGUGCCACUACUUUUAUGAAUGCUUACUAUUUCUGUUGCCAUUUGAUUGAAUGCUAAUGAAAGGUUUUUGUGGAUGAAUGUUGGUAAACAAUAUAAACGAUAGGCUGACUAGUUAAACAAGAGCACUUUAGCUAGCGCCGCACAACCCUUUCAAAACGGUGUGAAAAUAGUCGGACCAUGACACUCAAGCAUGUACCCAGUGCUUCAUAAAUGUGCCCACAUAUAUGUAUGUAUAUAUGUUAGAAAUGUAACUUUUUGUGAUAGGUAAUUUAUUUAACCAUGUUAUUAUAUGUUACUAAAAGUCAUAUCCCUGCCACGUUUGUUUUAUAUUUCUUAGGAUUGUUGUGUCUCCAAUCCCCACAUCAAUGUCACAUAGCACACUGCACAGGUACCCAUCCGUGGCCAUAGUUAAGGCUCUCUACUCUUGAUACCUUGUUAGUUUUUAUGUCUCCUAAACAUACGAUGAAAGUCUUCUUCGAGGAAAUCAAUUUCCAAAGGGUUUGUGCAAUAAAUAAUGUCGGACCUUUUAAACCACAUGCUAGAAUAGUAGUUACGAUAAGGUUGGUAUAAACCUUUUAUUCCCUUGAAGAAAGAUUUAUCCUAAUGAAAUGCAGAUUAAAGUUUGUAAUCUGAUAUUGUGCACCCACACCUGCAUGUAUUUUUUUCCUUUUUGUUCUUUCAUUGUUAUAUUUUGCCCCCACCCUGCAAGGGCGCCCCAGAGAGAGAGGGUUCACAUCAGGGUGAAUGACGAUUAUUAAGUUAUUAGGGGAGAGAUUAACAUGCAUGGUUGAAGAAAUGGAUGUCCGGUGAUGGAACUUUUAAUUAGAGGAACUUGCAAUUUUCAAAGGUAGAUUGAUAAAAUUAGAGUAAUUCGAAGGGAGGAAACAACAGGGUGGAUUAUCUUAUUAUGGAGAACAGUUAGACAUUAGUUGGCUAUACUCUUAUGUUAGAUUUGGCAAGCAAACAACUACUGCUUAAAAUGUUAGAACUCAAAAAGAAAAAAAAUUUGCAGUUAAUAUGCAUUUUUUUGAAAAAUAACUAUAAAGUAAAAACCACUAAUGUAUGAAACUAUUCAAGAAGGUUUAUUACAAGAAAGUAACAGUACACUGAUUUUGCAGAUGAUGUGAUGAAUGCCAGGUCAAAUGAAGGAAUUUUUUUUUCCUAGUUACGAAGGAGGCUAUAGCCUUGGAUGGGGGAUGACUCGAACCCAGGACCUUGGGGGACUACCAAGUCUUGGGUGGAGGCAGCCUUCACUCUGCCAAUGCUUCUCAUCCAAAGGCAGGAAAUUCACCUCAUGUAGAUGCAUUACUGCAAAGAAUGAUAGUAGUCUGUGUGCAUAAGCCUGUUUGUAGGGCCAUUAGGUGCUGCAAGCAUGCCUGGGGUGAUGCCGAUCCAGAGGUGGUGGAGGAAUCUUCUCAUGUCCUUGUAGGCUAGGUGGACUCCUUGUGACCCGUUUUUACAAGCACCAAACUCCAAAUGGAGCGUUCUGAUUCCAAUUCACAAUGCUGGGUAGAGCUGCUGGGGGAUGGGUGUCACCCAAUAAUGAUACAUUUUGGACAUGCAUAAGGUGAUCAAGAGGUCACAGGUUCGAGGUGUGAAAACAGCCUCUUGCAAAAACGCAAGGUAAGGCUGCGUACUAUAGACCCAUCGUAGUCCAUCCCUUCCCUGGACACACCCCCCCCCCCCCCCCCCCCCCGGCGCGCGCGCGGGUAUAUGCAGGAGCUUUGUGCACCAAGCUGUCCCUUUUUAUUUUAUUUUAUUUUUAUAUUUUAUUAUAGAGUGAUCGUAGUACCACUUGAGCUGUGGAACAGAACUUAUUAAGAGCUUCUUGUCUGUAAAAUCUUUUAAGAAUUUCCAUGACUGGUCACCACUUGUUUUACUUUCAUGAUGGUGAUUCUAAAAGGCUCUUCAUUGUAUGGGGAUUUCUAUUCAGUGGUCAUUUGUACUGACAAUUUUAUAGUCAAUUGAAAUUUAGAGACUGAGGAAA
This is a messenger RNA of Malania oleifera, 4834 nucleotides long. RefSeq lists its product as uncharacterized. The transcript is spliced from 2 exons. NCBI's taxonomy places the organism in Eukaryota, Viridiplantae, Streptophyta, Magnoliopsida, Santalales, Ximeniaceae. The coding region runs from base 1 to 951 and encodes 316 amino acids. The record is from RefSeq and is a predicted model, not a curated record. Gene Ontology annotation, molecular function: aspartic-type endopeptidase activity. Gene Ontology annotation, biological process: proteolysis.